Molecule: messenger RNA, 1477 nt
Organism: Polypterus senegalus (gray bichir)
Lineage: Eukaryota; Metazoa; Chordata; Cladistia; Polypteriformes; Polypteridae
Product: CD209 antigen-like protein C
Exons: 9
Coding region: 196-1122 (308 amino acids)
Source: RefSeq, a predicted model, not a curated record
CAGCAUUAGGAAGUUGAGCAUCUGAAAACUGCUGAGACACAGCUACAUGCUAACCACUUAAAUUCCUGUGUGUGUUUCUUCAUUGCAAAGGGAAGUGCAGCUUGAAAUGAUGAGUCUCUUCGCAAGAUAUUUUCAUCUGAAAGAAUUUUAGAAGCUAUAAAUACACAACAACACACAAGACAACAACAUAUCAGGAUGGCAGAUGAGGUCCAGUAUGCGUCAGUGACUUUCUUAAAGAAAAACCAGCAGGCAAGACCUUGCAAGGAUGCAGCAGAAACAGAAGAUGUCACAUACACCAAAAUAAAAAAAGAAAUGAUUCUGGAAUCCACACAGAAAGUAGAACAAACAGCAGAUCCAGCAGAAGAGAGGACUUACGAUGUAAUAAAUAAUCUGAAAAACCUGCAAACAGAAAAAAUAGAGCCUCCUGCCAGAGUUGUUUAUAAAGCCUUCCUGUUCAAACUGCUGCUGCUUCUUUGUGCUUUGUUGAUAGCCAUCAUCAUCUUCAUGGUUGUUUACCAUCUGCACUUCUUAAACCACUGUUGCACAGACCUGAAGGCCCAGUAUUCAGAUUUCAAUAAGAGCUACUCUGAGCUGCACUCCUCGUGUACAGAGAUUAACCAGACGAAUGCUAAAUUGUCUUCAAGAUUUGCUGCCCUUACUAAACAGUGCUCUUCAAAUAAUGCAUUACCUCAGGAUGAAAACUGUUUAUUGUGUGCAAAUGGAUGGCAUCUGUUCAAAUCCAAGUGCUACUUCUUCUCUAAUGAUAAAAGAAACUGGACUUUCAGCCGUAAUGAGUGCAUAUCCAAAGGAGGACAUUUGGUAAUUACAGAGUCGAAGGAGGAGCAGACAUUUUUAGACUCAAAAAUCAAACGUGAAGAACAAUACUGGAUUGGAUUAAGUUAUCAGAAGAAGGAAAAUGAGUUUCGAUGGGAGAACAACAUGAAUAUCACCACAAUACAGUUCUGGGGCAAAGAUCAGCCAAAUAAAUGGAAUGGAAACUCAGCUUCAGAAGAAUGUGUGCUGUUAAUGACAGAUAAAGAUGGCAUCAGGUGGCAUGACUUCCCCUGUGAGAAUACAGAACAAAUGAUUUGUGAAACAGCAGCAGUCCAACUCCAUUUCUAAAGUUUGCCAGCAGGGUUUUCAUCUUCAUCCAUAACUCAAGAUACUGACUAUACAAAAUGUUUAGACAAAAAAAGGCAAUGCAUGUUACAGAAGCCACAAACUAAUAGAAGCUAAUAAAUUGAAACCUGAAGAUGUGACUCGAUCAAUUCAGAUCUGUUCAGAAGAGAUGAUUGUGUUUCAUAACAUUUACAUUGGAACACAAAACAACAAGAAGAGAUUUGACAAGAACAGACUAUUCACCACAACAAAUCCCAUCCUUAUUUAUCUCAUUUUUCAGAAAUACCAAAUCAAGAUUUAAAUGUACUUGUAUCUUAAUGAAACAUUUUCCAUAUAUCCAUUAUUGUUUGAGUGAUAA